AUGAUCCCAAUGCUGAUGAGCUCCUUGAUCCGUGAACUGAAGGACGACAUGAAUGAUGCCCAGGCAAACGGGCACAUUGAUACUGUCGCACUUGCGUCGAAGUACACCCAUGUCUUCGUGAACAUUCAUCCAUUUGUAGAUGGCAAUGGCCGAAUGUGCCGUUUAAUUUUGAAUUCAUUACUGUUCAAUCUCUGCAUUUUUAUUGUCAAUAUUGGCGAGAAUAAGGAGAAACGGUCGCAGUACUUGGAUGUUGUAGCCUACGGGCGAUGGUCUUGA
Messenger RNA from Penicillium taxi, 276 nucleotides. RefSeq lists its product as uncharacterized. The coding region runs from base 1 to 276 and encodes 91 amino acids. Lineage: Eukaryota; Fungi; Ascomycota; Eurotiomycetes; Eurotiales; Aspergillaceae. The record is from RefSeq and is a predicted model, not a curated record. The transcript has a single exon.